GGCUGGAGAGGGACCAGAGUGGUUGGCCACUUUGAGGUUUGCCAUGGGGACAGAAGGGAUUCUGCUUUGCAUCUUUGUUUGGCAUGUUGUCGCUGUUCAGUCAGUCAUACAUGAGCAGAAUGCUUUGUUCCCUCGUGACUUUUUGGGCUUUUUUGACAACGUCGGGCCUUUUCCAUAUGACACCCUCUUCAGUCAGUGGCAAGCGCCACCUUCUGAGCUACAAUUGCUUGCAGAGUUCCCUCCCAUCGUGAACCUUCCCCAAGUAGAGGUGUUUUGCGAUGAAUCUAAGCUAACCCUGCUGGUUGAUAAGAGAUCUAAUGGCAUGGUUUUGACUAGAGAGGAGAUCCAGCUGGGUUAUGACUGCUUAAGCAGCAAAGAGCUGCCAAACAAAUUCGUCUUCAUUUACAGCUUGGAUGAGUGUGGAACAACACAUGUGGUGCAGAAUGGCUUGGGGAUGUUCACAAAUUCUCUCCACUUCAAUCUCAAAAAUCCUCCCAUUAGCUGGUGGCCAACACCUUCUACUGUGCACAUCUCGUGCAUUCCAAAGAGGUCAUACAAGAAUGAAAAUUUUAUCUCAACACCUCCUGUGAGUGGCGAGGCCAUUACUAUCAAAGCCAUGAAUCCAUCUUGGACAAGUCCUGCUGAGUUGACUGAGUACAGAAGAGGCCAGGUUAUCAGCCUACAGGUGUCUGCCUUCACCAGGCCUGGUCAGCAGCUUUUUAUCCAGUCCUGUUUUUUGUCCUCCUCUCCUGAGCCUCAGAUCAAACCCAGGCAUGCGGUCAUAAUGAAUAAAGGGUGCACAGCCCCGUUGGGCUCGACUCAUGCCCCGGUACAGUUUGUGGCCUCCAGUAGAGCCGAUGUAGUUAAUUUUGUUCUGAACACAUCUUAUCUUAUUUCUGAGCUCUACAUCCACUGCAGUGUCCUCAUCUCAGAUCAGGGCGUCACCUUUACCUCCAAAUCCUGUAACUACAAUGCCAUCCAGUCAAGAUGGGAGGACCUGAGUGGAACGACAGAGGUGUGUGAGUGCUGCAGCUCUAAGUGCAAAGGCCUGUCAAUGAAGCAUCUUUCAGACGAUACCAAGGCUGUUGUGAGUGCUGGCCCAUUUGUCACUGUUGAAAAAGAAGUGACAACAAGCCUCGAACCUCCAGCCUCCAAUCCACAAGAAACCUCUGUUGCUGACUCCAUGCAGUCAGAUGCCUCUGAUGGUACAGACCCAGUUGUUUCUGGGACAUCUUUAUCAAGAAGCAAGCUCUCCUUUCCCACACAGGGUGUUGUUGUGGUGAGUGAGGACCCAGUUUCCAGACUGACCCUUUGGCUACCUGGUCUGGAACAAGAUAAAGAACACGGCAAGAAUCUUGGCUCUGAACCUGGAGAGAAACGAAUAAAUGACAUUCCUGAGCUGCAGCCUCCAACCAAAGAGCAAGAGUUUAUUGUGAGUCCAGAAGGAAAUAAUAUUGGAGAUCAAAAGUGGAAUUUUCUUACACUGCUUGAAGGCUGGGUGCUACCUCCUCCACAUCUAGAUGAAAAGGCUAUUGAAGAAGAAGGCAAGAGAAAAAGAUGGUUUGAAAGGUCAGGGAAGUCUUGCUCAGAGGCUUCACAAAAAGUUUUCAUCCCUCUGCAAAUGGAGAUGACCAAAAACGUCCUAAACCGGGAGGAUUUUACCAAAAGGAGAAAUGAGGUGACUGAAAUGCAGGCAGAUGAGGCUGUAGUGCCCCAUGAAGGAUCACAUGAUGCCCAACGUGUAAUUCACUCUAAAAUUCAGUUCUCCAAAAGUGUUGAUGGAUCUCAGAUGUUGAGCUAUGAGGAAGAAGUGGUGAAGCAGCAACAGGAGGAUGGAAAUGAAGGGAAGCAGGGCCACAAACAAAGUGGUGUGUUCUCAGCUUUCCUGGAUUUGUUAAGGAAGAUGAAUAAAGCAGAAUAACUGCAGCAACACCCCACAAUUCUGUAAAACUUGAACUGAAUAAAAUCACUGGGCAAUUAAA
Messenger RNA from Cheilinus undulatus (humphead wrasse), 1982 nucleotides. It is a transcript of the gene zpcx, whose product is annotated as zona pellucida protein C. The record is from RefSeq and is a predicted model, not a curated record. The coding region runs from base 44 to 1921 and encodes 625 amino acids. Gene Ontology annotation, biological process: binding of sperm to zona pellucida; positive regulation of acrosome reaction; egg coat formation. NCBI's taxonomy places the organism in Eukaryota, Metazoa, Chordata, Actinopteri, Labriformes, Labridae. Gene Ontology annotation, cellular component: extracellular matrix. Gene Ontology annotation, molecular function: acrosin binding. The transcript is spliced from 9 exons.